GCAAUAUUCUCUCUCGCCCGAGCGUCAGCACGGUGUUGAGCCGAGAUCGACACGCAAGCAUCGCAGAAAAGCUCGUCGAUUUGGCCGGAAAAAUCUCAACAAAAUCAACUGUAAACCGUCCAACUUUUUGGUCGACACAGAGCUGAUGCAUUAUAGACAAGACUGAAGUCUCACCUAUCCGUUUUUGUGGCUUUUGCGAGACUGAUUUUGAAGCAUUCCGGAUGUAAUUUUUUACACAACUCGCUUUUUGCGAUUGUUGCACAAUAAACCCACACUUGUGCAAAGUGCUGCGUGUGCACAAAACAGCACCCGUUUCUUCAUACGUGGUUAAAAGAAAAAACCCAAAAUGUCGCUUCAAUUUCAUGAUUCUAAAGCCCCAAUGCGUGAUGUCAGGAGGGUGCAGUUUGGUGUUCUAAGCCCUCAUGAAAUUAAACGCAUGUCGGUCGUUGAGGGCGGCAUUCGCUACGCAGAAGUCAUGGAGGGCGGAAAACCAAAGCUGGGCGGCCUGAUGGACCCUCGGCAAGGUUGCGUCGACCGACAGUCAAGAUGCCAGACUUGUGCAUGCAACCAAGUGGACUGCCCUGGGCAUUUUGGACACAUCGAGCUGUCCAAGCCUGUGUUCCAUCCGGGGUUCCUGACUAAGUCUGUGAAGGUUUUACGCUGUGUCUGCUUUUUCUGCUCCAAACUUCUUGUUGACCAGUCCCACCCCAAAGUGAAGGAGAUCCUGAGUAAAUCAAAGGGUUACCCCCGAAAGCGUCUCGCUCACGUCUACGAUCUCUGCAGGGGAAAGAAGAUGUGUGAAGGAGGUGAAGAAAUGGACCAGACCUUCAAUGCUGACCUCGCUAAGAGGGAGGGGGAGACACCAGAACCCAGGGCACAGGGCCACGGUGGCUGCGGCAGAUACCAACCGCAGAUCCGACGAACCGGCCUGGACCUGACUGCCGAAUGGAAGCACGUCAACGAAGACACCCAGGAGAGGAAGAUCAACCUCACUGCCGAGCGCGUCCAUGAAAUCUUCAAGCGCAUCUCGGACGAGGAGAGUAACAUUCUGGGGAUGGACCAGAAGUACACCCGGCCAGACUGGAUGAUCGUCACCGUGCUGCCAGUGCCCCCGCUGUGUGUCCGACCGGCAGUGGUCAUGUUCGGCUCAGCCAGAAACCAGGAUGAUCUGACCCACAAACUGGCUGACAUCAUCAAGGCCAACAACCAGCUGCAGAAGAAUGAGCAGAAUGGUGCUGCAGCACACAUCAUCGCUGAAGACACAAGGAUGUUGCAAUUUCACGUGGCAACGCUAACAGACAAUGAGCUUCCUGGACUUCCAAGGGCGAUGCAAAAGUCGGGUCGGCCACUCAAGUCCGUCAAACAGAGACUGAAGAGUAAAGAGGGGCGUAUCCGCGGUAACCUGAUGGGUAAGCGUGUGGAUUUCUCCGCCCGUGCUGUCAUUACUCCCGAUCCCAACCUCUCCAUCGACCAGGUGGGCGUGCCCAGAACAAUCGCCUCAAAUCUGACCUAUCCAGAGAUUGUCACACCCUUCAACAUUGACAAACUACAGGAACUGGUCCGAAUCGGUCACAACCAGUACCCAGGCGCCAAGUACAUCAUCAGAGACAACGGGGAGCGUGUGGACCUCAGAUUCCACCCCAAGACGAGUGAUCUUCACCUGCAGUGUGGCUACAGGGUGGAGCGUCAUCUGCGCGACGACGACGUAGUCAUCUUCAACAGACAGCCAACCCUUCACAAAAUGUCCAUGAUGGGUCACAGAGUCAAGAUUCUUCACUGGUCAACGUUUCGCCUCAAUCUCAGUGUAACAACUCCCUACAACGCUGACUUUGACGGUGACGAGAUGAACCUCCACGUUCCCCAGUCCAUGGAGACGAGGGCAGAGGUCACCGAGAUCAUGAUGGUACCCCGUCAGAUGGUAACCCCACAGUCUAACCGACCCGUCAUGGGUAUUGUGCAGGACUCGCUCACGGCGACGAGGAAAUUCACCAAACGUGACGUCUUUUUGCAGAAGGAAGAGCUGAUGAACCUCCUGAUGUGGCUCCCAAACUGGGACGGCCACAUCCCCCAGCCGGCCAUCAUCAAGCCCCGCCCCCUCUGGACUGGCAAGCAGAUGAUGACGCUCAUCAUCCCGUCCAAUAUCAACCUCGUCAAAACUCACAGCACCCAUCCCGAUGAGGAGGAUAAGGGGCCUUACAAGUGGAUCUCCCCAGGAGACACUAAGGUGCUUAUUGUGAACGGGGAACUCAUCUCGGGCAUCGUCUGCAAGAAGACGAUCGGUGCGUCGGGAGGUUCACUCGGCCACGUCAUGUUCAUGGAGAAGGGACACGAGAUCACCAGAGACUUCUACGGCAACAUUCAGACUGUCGUCAACAACUGGCUCCUACUGGAGGGUCACAGUAUCGGUAUCGGUGACUGUAUCGCCGAUGCGCAGACCUACGAGGACAUCCAGAAUACGAUCCGCAACGCUAAGCAAGAAGUGAUUGACGUCAUUGAGAAAGCUCACAAUGACGAACUGGAACCCACCCCAGGAAAUACACUCAGACAGACAUUUGAGAACCAGGUGAAUCGUAUUCUGAACAACGCUCGUGACAAGACCGGAGGCAGCGCUCAGAAGAGCUUGUCUGAAUUCAACAACUUCAAGUGCAUGGUGGUAGCUGGAUCCAAGGGGUCUAAAAUCAACAUCUCACAGGUCAUUGCGUGUGUGGGUCAACAGAACGUGGAGGGAAAGCGUAUCCCGUUUGGUUUCCGCCAUCGUACCCUGCCCCAUUUCAUUAAGGACGAUUACGGCCCGGAGAGUCGAGGCUUCGUGGAGAACUCCUACCUUGCCGGGUUGACCCCGUCCGAGAUGUUCUUCCACGCCAUGGGUGGCCGAGAGGGACUUAUUGAUACUGCCGUCAAGACUGCUGAAACUGGUUACAUCCAGCGGCGUCUCAUCAAGGCUAUGGAGAGCGUCAUGGUACGUUACGACGGUACCCUGCGCAACAGCAACGACCACCUGGUGCAGCUUCGGUACGGAGAGGACGGACUAGACGGCACCAAGGUGGAGUUCCAGAACCUACCCACGCUCAAACCCUCUCACAAGGCGUUCGAUAAGCGCUUCAAGUUUGACUGCACUAACGAGAGAGCUCUGCGCCGCCAGCUGAAUGAGGACAUCGUCAAGGAUGUUGUCGCCAACGCUCACGUCCACCUCGAGAUCGAGAAAGAGUUUGAGCAGCUGAAAGAGGAUCGGGAGAUCAUGAGGAAGAUCUUGCCCACUGGUGAAGCAAAGGUGGUUUUGCCAUGUAACCUGGACCGCAUGAUCUGGAAUGCCCAGAAGAUUUUCCACAUCAACACACGCCACCAGACGGACCUGCACCCCAUGAAAAUUGUUGAAGGGGUUCGCGAUCUGUCCAAGAAGUUGGUCGUCGUCAAAGGCGAGGAUAGGAUCAGUAAACAGGCUCAGUUGAACGCCACUAUGCUGUUCAACAUGCUCCUGCGUUCUACGCUCUGCGCAAAACGCGUCAUCGACGAACACCACAUGACCAUGGAGUCGUUCGAUUGGCUGUUGGGAGAGAUCGAGACAAGAUUCAACCAGGCCUUGGCGCAUCCCGGCGAGAUGGCAGGUCCGCUAGCUGCCCAGUCUCUCGGCGAGCCCGCCACCCAGAUGACCCUAAACACCUUUCACUACGCCGGUGUGUCUGCUAAGAACGUCACCCUGGGUGUACCCCGCCUCAAGGAGAUCAUCAACAUCUCCAAGAAACCCAAGACGCCCUCGCUGACUGUCUUCCUCGUCGGCCAGGCUGCAAGGGACGCUGAACGAGCCAAGGAUAUCCUUUGUCGUCUCGAGCACACAACCCUCCGCAAGGUGACGGCGAACACCGCCAUCUACUACGACCCCAAGCCUGAGAACACCGUCAUCGUGGAGGAUCAGGACUGGGUCAACCUCUACUACGAGAUGCCCGACUUUGACCCCACCCGUAUCUCCCCGUGGCUGCUCCGCAUCGAGCUCGACCGCAAGCGCAUGACUGACCGAAAACUGACCAUGGAGCAAAUCGCUGAGAAGAUCAACGCUGGGUUUGGUGACGAUCUCAACUGCAUCUUCAACGACGAUAAUGCGGAGAAGCUGGUGCUGCGCAUCAGAAUCAUGAGCAGUGACGACGCUAAAUUUGGAGAGGAUGAGGAGCAAGUGGACAAGAUGGAGGACAACGUCUUCCUCCGUUGCAUCGAGUCCAACAUCUUGACAGACAUGACGCUGCAAGGCAUUGAGCAAAUUGCUAAGGUGUACAUGCAUCUGCCUCAGCAAGACAUGAAGAAACGCAUCAUCAUCACGGAGGAGGGAGAGUUCAAAGCCAUUCAAGAAUGGCUCUUGGAGACGGACGGCACCAGCAUGAUGAAGGUCCUUAGUGACCCAGAGGUCGACCCGGUCCGAACCUUCUCCAACGACAUCUGUGAGAUUUUCCAGGUGCUCGGUAUCGAAGCGGUCCGCAAGUCAGUGGAGCGUGAGAUGAACCACGUGAUCUCCUUUGACGGCUCCUACGUUAACUACCGCCAUCUUGCCUUGCUUUGUGACGUCAUGACUGCAAGGGGUCAUCUUAUGGCUAUUACGCGUCACGGUAUCAACAGACAAGAUGUGGGCGCCCUCAUGAGGUGCUCCUUUGAGGAAACGGUGGAUAUCUUAAUGGACGCCGCAGCCCACGCCGAGGUGGACCACCUCAAGGGUGUCUCAGAGAACAUCAUGCUGGGCAAGCUAGCUGGCGUAGGCACUGGGUCAUUCGCCUUGCUGCUGGAUGCAGAGAAGUGCAAACACGGCAUGGAAAUACCAAUGGGAAUGGGCGGAGGACUAGGUGCGAUGACUGGGAUGUUCUUCGGAUCAGCGGCAUCACCGUCGGCCAGUAUGUCCCCACAGAUGACCCCCUGGAACCAAGGGGCAACCCCAGCCUAUGGAGUCGCCUGGUCACCAAUGGGAAGUGGAAUGACACCCGGUGCUGCUGGCUUCAGUCCUUCAGCUCAAUCAGACGCAAGUGGGUUCAGCCCAGGCUACAGCCCUGCCUGGUCCCCCCAGCCAGGCUCCCCAGGAUCCCCUGGACCGGUCAGCCCCUACAUCCCAUCUCCAGCCAGCCCAAUGUCUCCGAGCUAUUCCCCAGCGUCGCCAUCGUACAUCACUGGCUCGCCUGCGACACCACAGAGCCCUGGCUACUCGCCAACAAGUCCCUCCUACUCACCGUCGAGUCCUGGCUACUCGCCGACCAGCCCGAGUUACUCGCCGACCAGUCCCAGCUACUCUCCAACGAGUCCUAGCUACUCGCCAACAAGUCCCAGCUACUCGCCAACGAGCCCUAGCUACUCCCCAACCAGUCCGAGCUACAGUCCGACCAGCCCAAGUUACAGCCCGACGUCACCGAGUUAUAGCCCUACGUCACCAAGUUACUCACCAACGAGUCCGUCAUACAGUCCGACCUCGCCCAGCUAUUCCCCAACCUCCCCUAGCUACAGCCCAACUUCACCAAGUUACAGCCCCACCUCGCCAAGUUACUCGCCAACCAGUCCAAGUUACUCGCCGAGCUCUCCGAAGUACUCGCCUACGAGUCCGAGCUAUUCACCAACAAGUCCGAGCUUCUCUGCCAAGUCCCCCAGCUACAGUCCCACAUCACCAAGUUAUUCCCCCACAUCGCCCAGUUACAGCCCCACCUCCCCUGCUGGGUACUCCCCUCAGUCGCCCAGUUACUCUCCCGGUUCGCCCAGUUACUCCCCCUCAAGCCCCAAGUACUCCCCGUCCAGCCCGUCAUACAGCUCGACCUCCCCGGGUUACAGUGGGGCAUCCCACUUCACCCCGACCUCGCCAGAGUACAGCCCAACGAGCCCCACUUAUUCCCCUGCCAGUCCCAGCUACUCCCCAUCCAGCCCCAAGUACUCUCCAUCGAGUCCCAAGAAUUCCCCAUCCAGCCCGACCUACUCUCCGCAGACGCCCAAGUACAGCCCAACGUCCCCCUCCUACUCCCCAACGAGUCCCCAGUACAGUCCGGGCUCACCCUCAUACUCCCCAACCAGUCCGCAAGACACCUACUCUCCAAUGUCGCCCGGUUACUCCCCAGCUUCACCCUCAUAUAGCCCAAGUAGCCCAGAUAUUGAUGGCUCAGAUGAUUAACAACCUAUCAAGGCUAAAAAGGAUCUAUGUGGGGUCAGGGUACUUAUUAACACCUAUACUGAUUAUAGCAGUAUGACUAUCCCUGGUAAUGCA
Asterias rubens (European starfish) is the source of this 6220-nucleotide messenger RNA. RefSeq names its product DNA-directed RNA polymerase II subunit RPB1-like. The record is from RefSeq and is a predicted model, not a curated record. The coding region runs from base 347 to 6127 and encodes 1926 amino acids. Lineage: Eukaryota; Metazoa; Echinodermata; Asteroidea; Forcipulatida; Asteriidae. Gene Ontology annotation, cellular component: RNA polymerase II, core complex. Gene Ontology annotation, molecular function: DNA binding. Gene Ontology annotation, biological process: transcription by RNA polymerase II. The transcript is spliced from 26 exons.